Molecule: messenger RNA, 1566 nt
Organism: Nicotiana attenuata
Lineage: Eukaryota; Viridiplantae; Streptophyta; Magnoliopsida; Solanales; Solanaceae
Product: 7-deoxyloganetin glucosyltransferase-like
Exons: 3
Coding region: 115-1566 (483 amino acids)
Molecular function (GO): UDP-glycosyltransferase activity
Source: RefSeq, a predicted model, not a curated record
AAAAAAAAAAAAAAAAACAGUACAAACAGAAACACUGACCUAUAUAAAAUCUAGAUAGUUAUUCAGCCAGGAAAAGUAGAAAGCCACAAAUUUCAUUACUAGAAACAGAGAAAAAUGAGUUCUCUUAGAGGAAAAAAAGCUCAAAAACCCCAUGCUGUGUGCAUACCAUUUCCAUCACAAGGCCACAUAAAUCCUAUGCUAAAAAUUUCCAUACUUCUUCACUCCAAAGGAUUUCACAUAACAUUUGUCAACUCUGAAUAUAAUCACAAGAGAUUGCUCAAAUCAAGAGGCCCUUCUUCUCUUAAAGGUUUUCAAGAUUUUGUCUUUGAAACAAUCCCAGAUGGACUUCCUCCAAUUGAUGCUGAUACUACUCAACAUAUUCCUUCUCUUUGUUUCUCUACAAAGGAAAAUUGUUUAGCUCCAUUUAAAGAGCUUUUAAUCAAGAUUAACUCAUCUAAUGAUGUUCCUCCUGUCACUUGCAUAAUUUUUGAUGGAAUUAUGACAUUUGCUGUUUUGGCUGCUCAAGAAAUUGGUGUUCCUAGUGUUUGCUUCAGAACUACAAAUGCUUGCAGUUUUAUGUGCAAUAAACACUUGCCUCUUCUCAUUGAAAAAGGAAUUCUCCCUCUGAAAGAUGCAAGUGAUAUAACAAAUGGGUAUUUGGACACGGUUAUAGAUUGUAUACCAAGUAUGAAAAAUCUUCGCCUAAGGGAAUUUCCAAGCCAAAUCAGAACCACAGAUAUAAAUGACAAAUUGCUGAAUUUCAUAAUGGGAGAAACUGAAGGAGCUUCAAAAGCAUCAGCUAUUAUUUUUCACACUUUUGAUUCACUCGAAUUUAAUGUCUUAAGAGAUUUAUCCUUAAUUUGUCCUCCACUUUAUACAAUUGGACCUCUUCAUUUGCUCACUGAUCAACUUCCAGAAAAUAGUCUAAAAUUCCUUAGAGCCAAUUUAUGGAAAGAAGAUGAGGAUUGUAUCCAGUGGUUAAAUUCAAAGGAGGAAAAAUCAGUGGUUUAUGUAAAUUUUGGUAGCAUAACAGUAUUGACAAAAAACCAACUUAUGGAAUUUGCAUGGGGACUUGCUAAUAGUAAGAAAAACUUUUUCUGGGUAAUUAGAUCUGAUGCAGUUGUUGGUGAUGAUUCUGCUAUAUUACCAAAUGAUUUUGUUGAAGAAACUAAAGAAAGAGGGCUAAUUUCAAGAUGGUGUUGUCAAGAACAAGUGUUGAAACAUUCAUCAAUUGGUGCAUUUUUGACUCAUUGUGGAUGGAAUUCAGUGAUGGAAAGUAUAGGAAUUGGUGUUCCUAUGAUUUGUUGGCCAUUUUUUGCUGAUCAGCACAUAAACUGCAGGUAUGUAUGCUGUGAAUGGGGUGUUGGCUUGGAAAUUGGCAAGAAUGUGAACAGAAAUGAAGUGGAGAACAUUGUGAGGGAAGUUAUGGAUGGAGAAAAAGGUAAGAAGGUGAAGAAGAAGGCGAGUGAUUGGAAAAAAUUGGCAACUGGAUUAGUGGGUUCAUCAACCUUGAAUUUAGAUAAAUUAGUGAAGGAUGUACUUCUGUCCAAGAAUUCAGUUCAUUAG